ACACCAAAAGGGGAAAUGGGUUGGGAAGUGAAACUCAGCAGCUUCUUCCAACCCCAACCGGACAGAGCCACCCGCAAUCCCACCCCCCAACCCCCUGCACCCUCCGCCUCAUUCUCUGUCUCGGGGAAGGUCAGAGACCAAACGAAGCCGCCUGCUCACAGAGCCUCGGCCAGCCUCCGGGAGCGAGGCAGAAUGGCUGGCAGAUUCUGGCUGGCAGCCAGCACCCUGGCCAUGAUCCUGGGCAUGGCAGUAACUCAGGAGGACGUGUGUCGAGCACCGCCCGGCAAAGACGGCUACCCUGGCGUGCCGGGCCUCAAUGGGAGGCCAGGGCAGAAAGGCGACACAGGCGAGCCAGGGUUACCGGGAAGAAGGUCGGGGAUCCGGGGACCCAAAGGUGAUGAAGGGGAACCUGGGCCUCCCGGCAUGCCUGGGAACCAGGGCUACAGGGGGCCAAAUGGUUCCCCCGGGCUCCCAGGGCCGCCGGGGAGGAAGGGAGUCAAAGGAAAGGCUGGCAAUAUCAAGGAUCAGCCCCGGCCUGCCUUCUCGGCCUCCAGGAAGAGCCCCCGCAGCAGCGGGAACAUCGUGGUCUUUGACAAUCUCAUCACCGACCCGGACAGCCCGAACAGCGGCUACGACACCGUGACGGGCAAGUUCACCUGCCGGGUGCCCGGCGUCUACUACUUUGCCUUCCAGGUGAUCUCCAGCGGGAACCUCUGCCUCAGCCUCGUCCUCAAUGAGAAAAAGGAGUUGGGCGUCUGCGACAGCAACAGCCGCGGCAUCCUGCAGGUGAACUCAGGGAGCAGCGUGCUCCAGCUGGCCCAGAACGACCGGGUCUGGCUCGAGAGCGACCCCCGCCAAGGCAACCAGGUGUACGACGGCACCGAGGCCGACAGCGUCUUCAGCGGUUUCCUGCUCUUCCCUGAGACCCAGUUGACGGAGGAAGGGAGAGGGGAAAGAGCGCUGCUCACUCACACCAGGGGGCGCUGUGCGCUCCUCACCGGAGCCAGCGCCUCGUCCUGGGGCCUGCGCUCCUGGAACACGAGGGACAGACGGAUGGACGGCUCAACCAGCUCGGCCUUGAAAAAGACUCCUGCUGAUGCAGCUAGUGAGCUAACACCGGGGCCCUGGGCACUACCCAGAGCGGUGAUACCCGGAAGAAAUGUCCAGGACAGGGAUGUGAAACUUGGCCAGGGUCCCGGCAAAGGGGCUGGUCUUUCCAAGAGGCCUGUCCUGGCCUCCUUCAGCCACCAACUUCCUCCUGGCUGGUGUCGCAGCCGGAGAUCUGACAAGCCAGCCAGCAGCCCCACUGCAGCAGAGCCCUCCGGAGAGCGCGGGAGCCAGCGCCCUGCCCCAGAGAGGACAAUGAUGGCCAAGAACGUCUGGGAACCAGUGGGCCUGGCCCUAGCCCUUCUCCUCCUGGCGCUGGAGACUACCGUGACAGGCAGUGCUUCCCAGAGCUGCUAUGGGACCCCUGGGCUGCCUGGCACGCCUGGCAUGCCUGGCAAGGAUGGCAGAGAUGGGCUGAAAGGAGUCAAAGGCGAACCAGGCAUUCCGGCCAUUCCUGGAACCCGAGGGCCCAAGGGGGAGAAAGGAGACUCCGGCAGCCCCGGCCUGCCAGGAAAAACUGGUCCCAUGGGUCCCCCUGGCACCCGGGGAGAGCCAGGCGAGCACGGCCAGCCUGGGGGCCCCGGACUGCCAGGCAAUUACAAGCAGAAGCACCAGUCGGCCUUCUCAGUAGUGAGGCAGACUGGGCAGUACCCGGACAAGAACGCCCCUGUGGUGUUCAACCGCGCCAUCACCAACCUCAGCGAGGACUACAACACCACUUCGGGCAAGUUCACCUGCCGCGUGCCCGGCCUCUACUACUUCGUCUUCCACACCUCCCAGACCGCCAACCUCUGCGUCAACAUGUACAAGAACCGGCAGAAGGUGGCCAGCUUCUGCGACCACAUGUCCAACACCAAGCAGGUCAGCUCCGGGGGCCUCCUGCUGCGCAUGGACGCCGGGCACCAGCUCUGGCUGGCAGUCAACGACUACAACGGCAUGGUGGGCAUCGCUGGCUCCGACAGCGUCUUUUCCGGCUUCCUGCUCUUCCCAGACUAGGCAGGCCAGGCCAGCCCUGGCCCACGCCGGCUGAUCCCAGCCUCUCUCUGCCCUCUAACGUGCACGCUGGCUCUCGCCCUGCAUCGCAGCGCCUCACAGUGGGGCACAAGGGAAUGGCACCCCUGGGGCGCUCUGCACAGGCCCUCUGCUUGCAUCAGCUUGCUUAGGGCUGGGGCAGGGCCUGUUGGCUGCAGUCCUGCCCCUGUCAGGCCCCAGUAGCCUCCCAGACGCCAACCAAAAGCUAACCAGGGCCGAGCGGUUUUUCACAUGUGUUUUUGAGACAGAGUCACCAAGUGUAAGGGAAGGGGGUUGUCUGGCUGCGUCCCUGCCUGGCCAUUGUCCCCGCUGUCCCAGCCACUCUGUGCUCCCUACACAGGACAGAGUCUAGCUGCUGCAUGCACUAACCCCCGCUGCUUCACGCUGCUCACACCCAGAGGGCCAAAGCCAGCCCUGGGGUCUCCCCACUGCCCCCAGCGAGUCGCGCCAGGGACGGGCUCGUCCCAGAAAAUCUGGAAAGGGAACUUGGCCAUGAGCUUGUCGAAAAUGUCAAUAAAUCCUCACUCUGUGGCACGGGG
Messenger RNA from Mauremys mutica (yellowpond turtle), 2678 nucleotides. RefSeq lists its product as uncharacterized. The transcript has 7 exons. Gene Ontology annotation, molecular function: protein binding. The record is from RefSeq and is a predicted model, not a curated record. NCBI's taxonomy places the organism in Eukaryota, Metazoa, Chordata, Testudines, Geoemydidae. Bases 16 to 2103 code for a protein of 695 amino acids.